AUGAUAGAUUUUACUGCACCAUUAAUUAAUUUACGUAAUUUACCAGCUUUACCACCUCCAUCAUCUCAGUCAUCGCAAAGCCAAAACGCGUCAUCAGAUAAAUUGCCAAGAGAAAAAGACAAAAUCAUUCAAACACCUUCAUUUUCCGAAGAUAUCUCUGAAAUUCAACGAAAUAUCAAGGACGAUGAAGACGAUAUACAAGUUCACGUUCAUUAUCAUCAAAAUCUCGAAAUUUUAGAAAGAAGAAUCCGAAACAAAUCAGUUGGCAUAGAUUGCACUACAGAAUGCAUCGCAGACCUUUAUGGAACAAUGGAAGGAUUCAUAAUUUCAAAAGAUGAAAUUAAAAUUCUUGAUUCUUAUAAUGAUAAUUUUGAUACAUACAAAAUUCCUGAUUUUUGGGAGCCAAGAGUUUAUGACCCUGAAGAAGAAAAGCUUUCUCAUGCAGAAUCUAAUCAGCUUAAAGAUAAAAUCGAAAAAGCAAUGGAAAUAAUCUUUCAAAAAAAGAUUGGACACAAUGAUAGUAAACAAAUCAUUAAUAUUUCAGAUAGUGAUGAUGAGACAAGCAAAAAUGAGUAUAACGAGCUUUGGUAUCUUCCUCAUCCUCCUGUCAAAGGAUAUCGUCGCUCAAUAUAUCGCUCUCCUUAUGUUAUACAAUGGAGAACUGCAAAUUAUCUUACAGAUGAUUCAGAAGAUGAAACAGACGUCGAAGAUUUUCAAUUAUAA
Molecule: messenger RNA, 723 nt
Organism: Trichomonas vaginalis G3
Lineage: Eukaryota; Parabasalia; Trichomonadida; Trichomonadidae
Exons: 1
Coding region: 1-723 (240 amino acids)
Source: RefSeq, a predicted model, not a curated record